AUGGUUACAGCUCCAAGCACAUACUACCUCCCACCAACGGAGCAUACGCCCAACAACCCGCUGCCUGUCCUGCACUACCGAAACGUCCUCCCUAAGCUCCGAACCGAAGAGGAAGUAACCAAGUUUCUCACGGCUCAUAAAUGGGAAAAGAGGGGUACAUGGGGUACUAUCUGGACGAGUCACUUUCAUCCCAACUGCCAUGAAUGCUACGGUGUCUUCCAGGGGACUUCGACCCUGCUUCUUGGUGCAGCUGGUGGAGAUGGAAUCUCCAAUGCCGGGCUCCGAAUCACAGUCCACACCGGCGAUGUCAUUGUGUUGCCUGCUGGCACCGGACAUGGUUCGGUGGAGAGUACGGACGACUACAGAUACAUAGGGGUCUAUCCAGAGGGGUGUCCAAAAUGGAAGAAUGAGUUCGGCAAGAAGCGAAUUGAUGACAAGACUUUUCAAAGUGAGAUUGCAGGUGUCGCCUCACCUGAGGAAGACCCUGUUUACGGGAAAGACGGCCCAUUGAUGCAGUUGUGGUCCCAGCCUCUGCGAGCAAACCUCUGA
Aspergillus versicolor CBS 583.65 is the source of this 549-nucleotide messenger RNA. Its product is annotated as cupin domain-containing protein. The record is from RefSeq and is a predicted model, not a curated record. The transcript has 4 exons. Lineage: Eukaryota; Fungi; Ascomycota; Eurotiomycetes; Eurotiales; Aspergillaceae. The coding region runs from base 1 to 549 and encodes 182 amino acids.